This is a messenger RNA of Alligator sinensis (Chinese alligator), 2660 nucleotides long. It is a transcript of the gene ASTE1, whose product is annotated as asteroid homolog 1. Lineage: Eukaryota; Metazoa; Chordata; Crocodylia; Alligatoridae. The transcript has 4 exons. The record is from RefSeq and is a predicted model, not a curated record. The annotation marks the transcript as partial.
UGCCGCCUGCCCGCCGGCUACUGCCCCCUCGGCCACUUCCAGUGGAGGGACAUCGCCGGAGACAGUCCGGAGCGCUACAUCCCCGCCCGCUGCUUCUCGGCGGACAAGCUGUGCGCCCACUUCGGCCGCCUCGACCAGGCCCUGCUGCCCCUCUUCGCCCUGUUGAGCGGCAACGACCACGGCCGCCUGCCGGCCCUCGACACCUUCCUCUGCAAAGCGCGCCUGCCCACGCGAAGCUGCUGUCGCCGCCGGGGGGCAAGGAAACACGGGCAAAUCUGUGGGCUCCUGAGCUGGCUGGCAGGCUUCGCCAACCCCGCCGAGGCAGUCGACAGCGUGGUGCGCCAUCUCCCAGAGCACGAGAGGGAGCAAGUGAGAGAGCUGCUACAUGCCUCCCUGGACCAGUAUGAACGGGCCGACGGGAACCUCGAGGACUACUUUGAGAGCGGAAGCUAUGAGUCACAGGUGGGCCGGGAGCUGGAAUUGCCCCACUGGAUGCUCCGGGCCCUGGCAAGAGGUGACCUGUCUCCCUUCAUGACAGACGCUCUGAUCCUCAGACGAACGUUCCUCCACGUUCAGGUGGAGAAUAUGCAAAGACCGAGCGCUCACACCGUGGCGCUGCCCAUCCGGCAGGUGAUCUACGGGUUGCUUCUGAAUGCUGGCCAGGACUCAGAAACCUGCGGAGAAGCGAAGCUGCCUGCGCAGCUGCCAGUUGUUCAGGAAUUUGACAGAUUCCAGAAAACCCUUAAGAAAACAUUUGUUCAGAUUGCAGUGCUGCCUGUGUCGUUUUGCAGUGACCAUCUCCCUUUGGACAAGUUAACUGAGGUCCCUAUGUCAGAUCGCCUGAAGCUUCUGUUGGAAACCCUUGGAGUGAAAUUUAGCAUCUUAGAGCCUAUCCCCAGCCACUUGCAGCUCCCUCUUGCUGUAACCUGCUAUUGGACACGUUAUUCAGAACCUAUACUGAAACUGCAUCAUUUGAAAGCAUUACUUCUGGGAAUUGUAUUUGGAGAACUGCAGAGGACAACAAGUAGCCCUGGUCCUGAGGUUUUCCAUGUUCAAGACAACAAGGUAGCAUAUGACCAUUUUCUGAAAUGGAAGGAAAAGAAACUGCAGAAUACAGACCUGGAUUUAGACACAGCCCACACAUUUUGUCAGUGGCAGUGCUGUCUCCAGAUGGGAUUGUAUCUCAACCAGCUACUCUCAUCUCCUCUCCCUGAGCCAGACCUAACUAGGCUUUAUAGUGGAACCGUUGUGCAUAGACUGUGUCAUGAGCUUAAGUCAUCGCCCUCAGCAGAAAGUCUACUUAGCCUGUCUCCAAAGAUAGGCAAGCUUUAUUUUGAUCUGUUACAUACUGUUAAAUCAGCUGUACCUUCAGACUUCUUUCAGAAGACCAAGUCUAAAUCCUGCAAGGAAAAGAAGAAAGCAACUAAUCAGGAAGAGACUACCAGUGAGUGUGUAACAAUGGAAAUUCAGCCUUUACAUGAUCUCAAUAGAUUUGCAUUACUUGAAGUGGAAGACUAAUGAUGACACAUGCAAGGAAUGAUCUUUAAUGCUGCACGAAUGGGCAACAGUUAUGCUGAAGUGCAUGGAUUGUAUUAGAAUUUGACUGGCCUGUUCACAAAAUUUGAUCCAAACUGGAUUUCUUUUUUAGAAUUAAUCCUGUUGCAGGGAUUUUUGUGCAGUAAACAUUACAUAUUCUUACAACUUCCUUAAUUGUAGAUAUUAAGGUAUUGGAGCUUUCUAAAAGUAAUCAACAGGUAUCCGAACUCCUCAAGAAUAGAGGAAUAAAACCUGUUUGGAGCUUCAAAGCCAGGCUCUUUAAGAUUACGUUCUUCCCUUAUCUCCAAUUCCCUCCCAGGGGGAAAAAAAAAAAAAUCUUUUACAACACACUGGAAACCCAUUUUAAGCUCACUUUGGAGGUACAUAUUUAAAUAAUUUUAACUUGUCAGAGGAUGCUGACUUAAAUUACAUUGUAAUGAAAAACAAGUAAUGCUGCUUUGUAUUUGCCAACUGAGGUUAACUUCCAUUGACUUAUAGCGGAAGUCAGGCCAUUUGCACCUUGCAGGUGAUAUUCCAACUGCUACCUUGUCAUGGGAGGACAGAGAGGAACCUAUGCCUUUUCUCUCCUUGUGUUUUGCUUAAGAAAAAAGAAAUACGGAAUUUUAUUACUACUGAGAGCUACCACAAAAUGGCCUUUUCUCCCUUCUCCCCUGAAAAGUAUUUGUUACCACCUAAGAGAUUGGCAAGCAAAGUUUCCCUCCUUGAAGGCUCUAAAAAGAAGAAUGUUAAAUAUUUGAACUAUAAUUGUCUUAGCACUUGGCAUUCAAUAGAGAAUGUUUGGUGUACCUCACGUGAAGCGACAUUAUCUAGAUAACAGCUCUUAGCAUUUCAGUAGGUAGUUACCCAUUAUACUUCUCAGUUGAGAUUGUCAGUUCCAUGCACAUAAACGUAAGAACAAAUCAUAUUUUAAUAUGUCCUUUGCAAUAAAAGCUAGUAUUAAUUGUACAUCUCUUUUCCUCAGAAUUAAGAGGUUCUUCAGUUAUUAACUGCAUCUGUCAUUAGGGCUUUAUCCAGUACUCACCAGAUCUCAAGCACCUCUGAUUUCUGCUCCAUCUUUGUUUCUGUGCUUUCACUCCCAUUUCCUAGACUGUUUUUCAUAGUGA